AUGAAUUUACUUAAAUUAAGUAAUUUGAGUUAUAAUAAAUGUGUGAAUUUUGUUAAAACUAAAAAUAAAUGGAAUGAAAUUUUUCUUUCAUGUUGUGAGAAUAAAUGUAUAAAUACAGACAAUCCUGUUGGUAAUUGUAUUAAAGGAAAUGGAUUUGGAAAUAUAAUUAAUGAUGAAAAUAUUAAAUAUAUUAAUUGUUUGGAGUGGAGAGGAGGUCGUGAUAAAUAUGUUCGUGUCUAUACAGAAAAUGCAUUCAAAAAACCUUUGUAUUGUUUCUAUCAGUGCUGGGUAUGGCUCCGGGAGCUAGCUCCGGAGCCCGGCUCCGGAGCCGGCUCCGGCGGAGCCGGAGCCGGAGCUAAGAUUUUGGAAACCCCGGAGCCGGAGCCAAGGUUUUCCAAUUCCCCACGGCUCCGGCUAUACACCCCUAAAGAUGGGUUAGAGAAAAAGAAGUAA
This is a messenger RNA of Meloidogyne enterolobii, 453 nucleotides long. NCBI's taxonomy places the organism in Eukaryota, Metazoa, Nematoda, Chromadorea, Rhabditida, Meloidogynidae. The record is from the annotation of a GenBank genome assembly.